CUAUCAAAUACGUUAUCAUGAAAAUGUCAAUAGUGCGAUAAUAAAUAAAUAUUCGCUUUUCUAAACAUUCCGUAGCAUUAAAAUUUAACAAAGCAAUAAUGGAAGAUAUGGCGCGUUUAGCCCUAGUGGAACAAAGUGUUAAAGACAUAAAUAAGUUUAGUAAUAUACUCCACGAACUUUUGAGACUCAUCAACCACAUUUUAGAUAAUCCACACGAUAAAGAAUUGAGAACGAUUAGAAGUGAAGCUCUUAAAAAGGUGCUAGACUGUAAGGCUUUCGGCGACUAUCUCAAAUAUAUAGGAUUUGAAUCGGUGCAGAAUGGCUUUACAUUUCCAAAUGAGCAAACACUUAGCAAGUUGCGAAUGGCACAAGCCGCUUUGGAACGAAAAAUUAGUUUUUGUUGCGGCCCAAUCAGAAGUGUAUCCGUCACUCGCAGUGGAAUCAUUGGCUCUCAAACAAAGAGGCCUCAGUUGAGUCCUGCUAAUGUAUUGUCUACCCAAAACAGUCUGCUUCUGAAGAUCCAAACGCUCUUCAACAACAUGCUCCAGUAUGAAGACGAGGAUCUGCAGCAGACGGCACGGGAGCACAUACCACUUGUGACCUUACAACUGAUGGCUUUGGAUAGGAUGAGGGAGCAGCAGAGGAAAAUUAAAACUGGCGAGCUGAAAGGCCAUGACAUGUCCUUCGACAUAGCACUGCUUCUGGAACUGCUCGGGUGGUUCAAACACAAGUUCUUCACGUGGAUCGACCAGCCCGAUUGCACCAGCUGUGGUGGUACCACUACAUUCCUGAACAACGCUUCUUUGAAGAGCAAAACUGAAACCUGCAGAGUUGAGGUAUACAAAUGCGUGGAGUGUGCAACUGUGUGCAAGUUUCCGCGCUAUAACGACGUGCGCACACUGUUGCACACGCGCUGCGGUCGCUGUGGCGAGUGGGCUAACUGCUUUACUCUGCUGUGUCGCGCGCUCGGCUACGACACCCGAUACGUGUACGACACCACCGACCACGUGUGGUGCGAGGUGUUCGACUACGACUCGAACUCUUGGCUCCACGCUGACCCCUGCGAGGGGAAACUGAACGCCCCCUUGAUAUACACCCACGGGUGGGGGAAGAAGCUGUCGUACGUGAUCGCGUUCUCCAGGGACGAUUUGCAAGACGUCACUUGGCGAUACACGAGCGAUCAUAAAGAGGUGCUAUCGCGCCGCACCGAAGUGUCCGAGGCGGAGCUGGUGUCCGCUGUGCUGUCGCUGCGUGAACAUCGACACGCGCAGUUGUCGCCAGCGCGGCGGAAGUACUUGGCGGCGCGGAACCUGCGAGAGCUAGCCGACCUCAUGGUGGAGAGACAACCGACUGACUACGAGUCCCACGGUAGAAUAUCCGGAUCGAAAGAAUGGAGGACAGAGAGGGGGGAAAUAGGCAACGACAAGAGCCACACAUUCGAAUUCACCGGUCCGGGAGACGUCAGCGUCCGGUACUACACCGGGCCGGACGAGUACCGGAUCAGUCGCGACGGCACGGAAACUGAAACCGUCGAAAAGUGGGCGAACGGUGUUUUUGAGAUGAAGAACGUUUUCCGAAAGGUUGAACUUGAUUGGCAGCAAGUGUAUUUAGCGAGAGAAGAAGACGAAACGUCCGGAUCUAUAUCCUGGAGGUUAUCGGCCAAGGGUGAGCGGCUGUCGUUCAACGCACUAUCCGUCAAAGCGACGACGGCUGUGUACGAGACGGGUCGAGUUGACUGGACCAUACAAUUUGACGAUGAAGAACCGGUGCCAGCUCAAAUAAACACAGACACAACGCUGUCGUUCUCGCGUUGGUUCACAUCGGCGACACUGUCGGCGCGCUUGAGCGGCGGCGCUGGUGACGUCGGCUGGCAGCAAGCCCAGCUAUUCCGCCAGCCGCUGGCAGACCCCAGCAGCACGCUCACCAUACAGGCUACGUUGGUGGAGCGAUAACCCACAUUAGACGUGGGUACUAUUGCAAAAACAGCACCAUAUAUAGUUCGUUAAUAAUUCAAUUUGUUCGUUAAUAGUUCGCUUUUUUCGUUUAAACUGGCAUCAAGAAUACAUUUAUGUACCUGACAACCAUUGCUAACAUAAAACUCAAAAAGUUUAAAUUCAAUUCUAUUUAAAUCUGCCAGCCGCUGGCAAACACAAGCAACACGCUCGCCAUACUAGCCACGCUGGUGUAGCGAUAACCGAUCUCUGAAGUGGAUACAGAACACACAAACAACACUAUAGUUCGUUCAAAUAGUUGGUUGGCCGCCGGUUUCCAAGGCGUCGGCUACUUCAAAGGCUCAGCGCGUACUUUACAAAUGUUAGUAUGCGGCCGCCGGACUAUAAGGCGUCGACUAUUUCAUAUGUUUGGCACGUGUUUUACAACUCUUACUAUUUCGAUUUUCGUUUCUGGCAUUCCUUUGUUUUUGACAUCUCAACACAUCUGUUUUGUAUGCGCGAGUUUGCGCUUUGAAAGUGGUCAUGCCGAAAGACGGGCGUCGGCUACUCCAAAGACGCGGCACAACACAGCACUAUAGUUCGUUAAAAUAAAGCGCUUUUGAAAGCGGCAGCCAGUUUAUAACGGGCGACACAAGUUCGUAAAAUUCAAGGGACUUACAGCGGCUGCUUCGCGGUAGCAAAAAGUUAAUGUCUGAAGUUCCGAGAAUCUAUUUAUUGUACCUACAACUUACGUUGUCACGCGCGAUUAUGAACUUUAAAAUCCUAGUUAUAAGGCUAUUUCUAGCAUAGCAAUAUCACUUGUGACGUCAUUAGAGAUUCAACCAAUCUUUGAAUGAAUGAAUGAAUGAAUACACUUUUAUUGUACACCACAUAAACAUAAAAAAUUAAAAGUAAA
Messenger RNA from Pararge aegeria (speckled wood butterfly), 2847 nucleotides. It is a transcript of the gene Pngl, whose product is annotated as peptide-N(4)-(N-acetyl-beta-glucosaminyl)asparagine amidase. Gene Ontology annotation, molecular function: peptide-N4-(N-acetyl-beta-glucosaminyl)asparagine amidase activity. Gene Ontology annotation, biological process: protein deglycosylation; glycoprotein catabolic process; protein quality control for misfolded or incompletely synthesized proteins. The coding region runs from base 99 to 1952 and encodes 617 amino acids. The record is from RefSeq and is a predicted model, not a curated record. The transcript is spliced from 10 exons. Gene Ontology annotation, cellular component: cytoplasm; cytosol; nucleus. Lineage: Eukaryota; Metazoa; Arthropoda; Insecta; Lepidoptera; Nymphalidae.